Thermothelomyces thermophilus ATCC 42464 is the source of this 299-nucleotide messenger RNA. RefSeq lists its product as uncharacterized. NCBI's taxonomy places the organism in Eukaryota, Fungi, Ascomycota, Sordariomycetes, Sordariales, Chaetomiaceae. The record is from RefSeq and is a predicted model, not a curated record. The transcript has a single exon. The coding region runs from base 107 to 286 and encodes 59 amino acids.
UGCGAGUCAAAUGCAUGCAUGCACUCCGUCGACGGAUUAGGUACUUGUCUACCUGUGGUUUACAUAUACGAGACGGGAUCGCCACUCCAAUCAUCCGGCGCGGACAAUGAGUGACAAGCUUAUUGCCGGCGCAGGUCGGGAACGGAAAACACCAACAAAGGUCUCCCCAUGGGAUCCCGCCGAGAAUCCUCCCUCUGUUCAACCUUCCGAACUCCUGAAACGGAACCUCCGCGGCUUCUCUACACUACGGACUCCAACCCUCGAGUCUGGUGAUCCUUUCAAAUGAAGCAGACCUGACU